Messenger RNA from Rasamsonia emersonii CBS 393.64, 1533 nucleotides. RefSeq names its product Sphingolipid fatty acid hydroxylase. Gene Ontology annotation, molecular function: fatty acid 2-hydroxylase activity; heme binding. Gene Ontology annotation, biological process: fatty acid metabolic process. The transcript is spliced from 5 exons. The record is from RefSeq and is a predicted model, not a curated record. Gene Ontology annotation, cellular component: membrane; endoplasmic reticulum. Lineage: Eukaryota; Fungi; Ascomycota; Eurotiomycetes; Eurotiales; Trichocomaceae. Bases 1 to 1533 code for a protein of 510 amino acids.
AUGCCCAGCUUAACUUGCCUCUCUGCUGUCAUCGACAUAAUUCUCAUUUGCCCCUUUCUUUGGCCGGUCGGCUCCCUGUGUCGGCAGAUGCGCGCUCCACGACAGGAUUCUGCCGGUGUGAUCGAGGGCGGUGAGCCCGUCGGACCACUGAUUUUCCUGCAGGGAACGGAGCACACCCACUUAGUGGACGGGUACCUCCCGCCGCCUUCCAAGAAGUUGCAGCCAGGACUCAGGAGACGCUCACGCCACUUGGAUCCGCCGUCGUUUUGCUCCGUCGUUCCCUCAUCGCGUUUUAUCCCCGGCGGACCCUCCCGACUCCUUCCAUCGACAAUCCGACUUCUUUGCGCGACUGGUUGCUCAGAUUUACAAACCGACACUCCAGACAAUCCUGGAGGAGACUACCAUCGCGGUCGACGCCAGCAGUUAUAUCCGUCUCCGACAAUGUCUGGGAAAAGCCUGCCCACGUUCACGGAGGCCGAAGUCCGGGCACACAACUCGGCCAAGUCUUGCUAUGUCAUCCUGGGUUCCAAGGUGUAUGAUGUUACCGGGUUUCUCGACGACCAUCCGGGAGGCGCGGACCUGAUUCUCGAGCACGCCGGCAAGGACGUGGAGGAGAUCAUGCGCGAUGCGGCCUCUCAUCAACAUUCCGACGCCGCUUAUGAGAUCCUCGAGGAAUGCCAUGUUGGUUUUGUCACGUCAGAGGAGGGAUCGAAAACUACUGCGAACGGUGGUGCCAAGGAGUCUGGGAAGUCCCGGCCAGUAUAUGAGAGCACUGGAAUGUCAAGCGAGGAGGAUUUGUCGGUUGAGACAGACUUCGCUGCGGAUUAUCAAACACACAAGUUCCUGGACCUAAGCAAGCCUCUGUUCCCUCAGCUGUGGUAUGGCGGCUUCUCGAAGGAGUUCUACCUAAAGCAAGUCCACCGUCCUCGCCAUUACAAAGGGGGACAAUCCGCCCCGCUCUUUGGGAACUUUCUCGAGCCCCUGAGCAAGACUCCGUGGUACAUAGUACCGAUGCUUUGGCUUCCGCCUGUCACGUAUGCUACGUAUAUGGCUGCUGCAGGCUUGAACAAUAUUAUAGCGGCGGCUGCUUACUGGAUUUUCGGUCUUUGUUUCUGGACCUUGGUUGAAUAUGGCAUGCAUAGAUUUCUCUUCCACGUCGACAGACAAUCGGGUCGGGAUUUCGCUGCACUUCCUGCUGCACGGCAUUCACCAUUAUCUGCCGAUGGACAGAUAUCGCCUGGUCAUGCCACCUGCACUGUUCGUGAUCCUUGCUGCUCCAUUCUACAAACUCGCUCAUCUCGUGUUCUUCUACAAUUGGUACGCGGCUGUCCUGGUAUAUUGUGGGGGUAUCUUUGGUUACGUCUGCUACGACAUGACCCAUUACUUCCUCCACCAUCGCAACUCAAGAAGUACCACCUUCAGCACCAUUUCGCCGACUUUGAAAAUGGCUUCGGUGUGACGAGUCGUUUCUGGGACCGCGUUUUUGGAACCGAACUCGAGCUACCUCCUCCUCAGCAUGUCAAGUCUGAGUAG